Messenger RNA from Brassica napus (rape), 10872 nucleotides. RefSeq names its product C2 and GRAM domain-containing protein At5g50170. The transcript is spliced from 9 exons. Lineage: Eukaryota; Viridiplantae; Streptophyta; Magnoliopsida; Brassicales; Brassicaceae. The coding region runs from base 7666 to 10737 and encodes 1023 amino acids. The record is from RefSeq and is a predicted model, not a curated record.
UAGUAAGCUAUCAUUCAACCUGCGCAUAAAGCUUAACUAGAAGUGCGUCGAUCGAUAUCAUUAUUGAAAAAUCGAUCGACGGAGCGAAAUGUGUAUGCAUCGAUAUCCGUAUAGGAUCAUCGAUCGACAUUUUCUAAUUGGUCGACAUACGAUAGUUGAGAUCAUCAGAUCUAUUUAAUAGACAAGUCUAAACAUGCGAAAGCUGAUAGAAUUGUUGACUAAGUAGUUGAGCUUUACAUUAUCAUGCAUACAACUCAUUAGACAUCUGUAGGAUUAUAAUCUCAAGUUUUCUGAAUAAAAAACCUAAGUCUAACUAUUUCCUUUUUAAGCACCAAAACCUCAACCAAUCAAUUGAACAAACACUUGUUCAAUAUAAAACUGCAAUUUACAUUUAAAUCUCUAAAACCAUCUAGCUUAACAAAUCAUAUUAGAUUUCUUAGGUUCCCUAGCUCCCUGUGAUUUCGAUCCCUAAGUACUACAACUCGACCUCUUAUUUGAGAGAGUAUAAAUCACUCCUUAGGGUAAUUUGAGUAGUAUCAUUUUGCGAGCACCGGGGGAGUGGCCAAGUAGUGUUUCAGCUAUUGGAAAGUUUUUUCGCAUUCUUCGGUCCACUCGAAUUUCUUGUUCCCCUUCAAGGUGUCGUAGAAAGGCAAACACUUAUCCCUUGACAGCGGGAUAAAGCGGUUGAGUGCUGCGACUCUUCCGGUCAAUUUCUACACUCUCGCUUUGUUCUUGGCGACACCAUUUCGAUCAACGCGGUGAUCUGUUUUGGAUUGACCUUCAUUCCGCGGAAGGUGACGAGAUACCCCAAGAAUUCUCCCGAUGCUUCUUCAAACCUGCAUUUCGCGGGGUUGAUUUUCAUAUUGUGUAGGUUUAGUCUUUUGAAGCAUUCUUGGAGGUGAGUGAUAUGAUCUCGCUCUUCAAGGGAUUUUACGAGCAUAUCAUCUAUGUACACCUCCAUUGUUUUUCCGAUUUGUUCGGAGAACAUACAGUUGAUGAGUCGUUGGUAAGUUGCGCCAGCAUUCUUAAGACCGAACGGCAUCACCCAGUAGCAGUAAGUGCCGCGGUCAGUUAUGAAUACGGUUUUCUCUUGAUCGUCGGGGUUCAUUAUGAUCUGAUUGUACCCGGAGAAUGCGUCCAUGAAAGACAAAAGUUUGUUACCAGCUGUCGCUUUAACCAAGCGAUCGAUAUGUGGCAGUGGGAAGCUAUCCUUUGGACAUGCCUUAUUAAGAUCGGUGAAAUCAACGCACACUCGCCACUUUCCGUUUUUCUUUUUGACAACGACAGGGUUAGCGAGCCAGUCGUGAUACCUAACCUCCGUUAUGGAUCCGACUUUGAGGAGUUAUUCAACCUCGUCGUUAACCGCACCAGCGCUCUCUGGUUCCAAAUUUCGUCUCUUUUGUUUGACAGGUUUGAAAGUCGGGUCGACGUUGAGCUAGUGACAUGUGAUGUUGAUAUCAAUCCCUGGCAUGUCCUCCGCGGCCCAUGCGAACGUGUUCAAUUUCUUUUUCAGACAAGCUAUGAGCUCGAAUUUCAGAGACUCGCUCAGGUUCGCGCCAAUUUCAACACAUCGAUCUGGGAAUACUUUGUCUAAGCAUACCGAGACAACGGGCUCGCAGGCCGGCUCGCAUUUUCCUUCCAAGGCUUUGGCUACGCGUGACUGCCAAAAGAUUUCAUUUUCGUCUUGUUCUAGGGUGUUGUCAAUGGCAGACGAUUUCUUUUUCUUUUUAGGCGGAGCCUCCACCGAUGGGUUUUUUCGCUUUAAUUCUGCAGCGAAGCAGACUCGCGAGAUUCUCCAAUCUCCCCAGAUGGUCUCAUUUCCGUGAAUGGUUGGGAAUUUGAGACAGAUGUGGUAUGUUUAUGGGACUGGUUGCAUUGAAUUCAGCCAUUGAGUUCCCACGAUCGCGUUAUACGACAUGGGUCGAUCGAUGACCAAGAACUCCACGAUUUUCGUCAUGCUGUCGGCUUUAACCGAGAGGUUGAUCAUGCAGAGAGUCAUGGUAGCUUCCCCCGAGAGUCCUACUAGUGGGCUCGGAUCUUGGGUGAUUUCGGAUGGAUUGAUUUCCAUUUUUUCGAGAGUGUUUUUGAAGAUGAUAUCGGCCAAGCUUCCGGUGUCGACCAAUAUCCUUGCUAGAAGCUGGUUUAUGAAGUUUAGUGAACCUAUCAAAUAUGAAUAUAAAACUGGUUUAAGGAAGUGUCGAUCGAUGCUAGAAAGGUAGCAACGAUCGACACUCAUUCCGUGUUCACAUGCGAUAGCUAGAACAUUGGACUUAGAUAAUUUAUUAGACUCGCAUGCGAAAGCUAGAUAUCUAUACAUUAGACUUCAAGUUCUAGAAUAUCACAUACAUAUCUUAUGCAUUCUAUAUCACUAUAAUCAUGUUUGCAUGAACCCUGAAUCUAGCUAUUUCUCAUACUAGGGAUCGUUACCCGCGCUAAGGCGCUGGGUUUUUGCAAUUUAAUCUCUUUUUGCCUCUUGCUUACUAAUAUAGCAUUCAGUUUUUCAAUGCAUUUUAUCUUCACCCUCUCCUCUUGUAUUGUUUACAUUUGUUUUUACGUUAUUUUGUUUGAUUUGUCUUAGUUUUGGCUUGUGUAAUAACUUAACCCUGCUCAUUCUUCUUUCAUUCUUUAUUGAUUGAUAUUUUUAUCUCGCUUAGCUCAGUGUUGCAACUAACUUGCUCGAAUCAUUUUUCAUCAUCUGCUUCGUAUUCUUUUCUUAUUCAUUAACUAUUGUCUCCAAUCUCUUUAAAUCCUAAAAAUGGUACGUGUUCUUUUGUUUAUUAAAUCACAUAUUAAAUAUUGUUGAAACUGUUAUUUAUUCUAAUAAAUCCUUACGUUUAUAACUAAAAUGAUAUGGAUAAAAGACUGAUUAUAAUUUAGUUGAAAUUAAAGUCUAAAGUAGAAGUUAUAAACUUGCAAUCCUUCUUUUUGUCAUCCAAGAUAGCUUUAGUCAAAUCAAUUAUAUUGAUUUAGAAAACCCAUAAACUAUUUCAAUCCCAAACAACCAAAAAACAGGCGCAUUUGUUAUUGACGCUGCGACGGGUUUCCUUUACUAUAAACAUAAUUGCAUGUUACAACUGUUAAUAAACCCAAAUAUGUUUACAAAAGCUACCCAUAUAAGAGAUUCAUACUCAUUUCUCUUUCUCUAGUCAUCUCCUAUGUUAGUAGCUAUCAUAAUACAAUCAUCAUACAAAGGAUAUAUCUCUUGGUUCCAUAUAGAACAUGCAAAAGGACUAUUUUCUGCAGACUCCAUGAUCACUGAGUAUUAUAAAUAUUAAACUCUGUCUAUGGUCUAUUUAUAUGUUGAGGAAAGGCCUCAAAAUGUAGCUUCCAAAUAAUGAUUUCCAGGUCAACACAUUGCAUGUUAACCUCCACAAUGGGAUCAGCGGAUCUGCAGAUACCGCUACAUGUCGAAUCGAACACAGCUACACAUAUGUUCCAUGUUUGUGCCUUUCAUUCACAAUCUGCAAUUCUCCCAAGAACCAGAAUCAAUGUUAAAUGAGGUAAAAUUUUUAGAGUCACAACAGACUUUGUAUAGCCAAGCCCAAUAAACCAAGCACCCAACGUAACAUCCCCGCUUACCUAUUUGUGCAGAAAAUGACUUGAUCAUUAUAUAGUAACACCGAGAAAUUAGAUGGAGAAUGAAGUAUGAAUGCAAAGUAGACAAAACAGUUAAAAUCUUACUGAUUAUGAGAAAUAUAAGAAAUCAAUUCUCUUGAAAUGACGUAUAACUGUCCAAUAACGUGAUAGAAGUGCUUGUUCCUGUUCUCACCAAACUUCCAAUUCAAAAUGUAUAUAUAAAUCUAUUAGAAUUAUUGCCAGCGCUCUGUUGCGAUAUUUGUUAGCUAAAAUAAUUCAUCCAACAUAAUAGGAAAAAGAAACCAACGAAAUUGUAAAGCUAACCAUCAGCUGAGAUGCUUUUGCUGUCCUGACACAUUGCAAGCUUAGUGAUUUCACUGUCAAAAACAACAAACUCAGCAGUCAUAUACAUUCGAGACAUUUAUUUACAAAUGGUUCCUAGCACAGAAAAAACACAUUAUUAUGUUACGGAUGAUAAUUUUGAUGCAUAAAUACAGUUUAGAAUUUUUUUCAACUGAACAUGUGUACCUACUGAAUUACCUUACAACAUCCACUGCAUUGUGAUUUUGGCAUGUUAAAGCUGAGAAUCAACAUUGAAGCUUGCGUUAGCAUUUGGAACAUGAAAUAUAGCACCAUCAAUUUCAAGUGUUAAUUCCAUUGACAAUAGCUGUGCAAAAGAACUCUGCUAGUAAGGUAAUCUUGAUAUGCUUACCUCGUCGUAUAAGUAACCCAUGUCACUUCCCUCCCACAGGUAACGUUGCUGGUGCAGAUCAAUUCCCCCACCUCUUCCUCGUCAUUAGGAUGCUCUGCAAUAUACCCUCUGUAAGGUUCAAAUUUAUGUCGCUAGAAUUAUCAGAGAAAGAAAUAUAAAGUACCCUCCAAAUCUUCUGGAACAUCGACAUUUUUCUUUAUUCAAUGAUCUUCAUUCAACCUAACAACCAUCAAAAUAAAAAGAAUGUGAGGUACAUAAUCUUCAAAAUCUAAGUUUAUUGAAUAGGAAAAAAAACUCAGGAAGACAGAAAAUGUCAAACACUCACUAGCUUCUUCUUCUUUUACUUCUUGGCUCCCGUAAAUGAACUGUCAAAGCCAUCAUUAUUUUCAGGAAAAAAGAUUAAACAAAGCAACUGAUGAAAAGAAACAAAUAUGUUUCACAACACAUAAACUCUUCUUGAACAAUUAGGCAACAUAUAGUAUGCCUCCCGUGUGACUCAACUAAGUCCUCGAUGGCAUCAUGAACGACAAAUGUCUUCUUCUUCUUCUUGGUUAGAUCAAAGGGUGCAAACUAAGGAUGACCAAAGAAAAUUAAAACCACACAAUCAUGAUUUAUCAGGCAAAAUAAAAGAACCGAUGAUGAAUUUAUUAAAGAUGGGGAGAUGUAGAGACUAAAGAAGAUAAACUGAUUCAUGGAACUCAAAGAGCCAAUCUGUGUUUCUUAGAUGAGUCAUGAACCGAUGAUGAAAAAUCGAAAGCCCUAAAAUUUUAUUGAAGAGAACACUUACAGAACAAAGAAGUCUAUUGGACCUUUUUUUAAUGAAGCUCAUUUCAAAACGUGAGUUAUAAAGUAUUUAUUAAAUCAUUAGAUAAAAAAAAUUAAGUGUGAGUCCCACAGAGAAAACCGAAGAAGCAAAGGUUUCCGACCUUCAUAAAUAUAUAUUAGUUUCGGCCAUCAAUGUACAAAGUAUCCUUUAGUUUAGUGAUAUAAAUGUUGGUGUUUAUUACUCAAUAACUCGGGUUCGAACCACAUGCUUGACACUUUUUCACAUUUAUUAAAAGUGAGACCCACUUACCUGCUGACGUGGCAGCUCAGGAAUGAAGCAACAGCCUCAUUAUAUUAUGACACUUUUUCACAUUUAUUAAAAGUGGGACCCACUUACCUGCUGACGUGGCAGCUCAGGAAUGAAGCAACUGCCUCAUUAUAUUAUAGAUCGUUAACAAACCAACCAAUUAGUCUGCUUCGUUCUGAUUUAUUUAUUGUUUUAAAAUAUAUUGUCCAGCUUAAUCAAUAUUUGAUUUAAGUCUAUUGUUUUCCCUCGUUCUUUAUGGAUUUGAUCCUUAAUUACUACAACUGAACCUAUUAUUUGAGAUAGUAAAGUUGUUCUAGGGUAAUUUGAGCAUUAUUAAAAGUUCGUUGUGAAAAAGCUUAUGAACAGUUAAUUUGAGAAAGAAGAUUGUUUCAGAAGUAAAAUAAACUCAUGCCCAAACUUAUUUUGGUGACUUAAAUUUUCGUGGGCUAGUAUGAGAAUAAAAAUUUGCUGGUUAUUUAGUUGAAUUUUCUAAGUAAUUCAUUUUUAGUUUUUGCUCCAUAAAUAGUUCUCAAAAUUAAACUGAAGAAAUUAAGUUUCAUUAAAGAAGUAAAUGAAAAUUAUAUUCUCAUUUAUAAAAAUUAGUUAUUUAUUAAAUAAUUAAAUAUUAAACAUCAAAAUAUUAAAAUCAAACAUAAAUCUUUUUCAAAAUUUAUUUUUGAAUAUAUUUUUCAAUUUUUGUUUCAAAAAUAAAACUUUUCUUUACUAUUAUUUUCUUUUUUCGAAAUUAUUUUUUCUUAAGAAAAUUUUGGGAGACUUUAUUGAUAUGCAGGAUAUCUUCGUGAAUUUAUAAAAACUAAAUUUCCAAAAUUCAAAAAUGGAUUCAUAUCGAUAUAAAUUAGUUUUUUUAAUGUAACUUGUGUGUAUAUACUUAGGAAAAUAUUUCUUGAUAAACUUGACUUAAAUCCAUAUUUAAAUAUGCAUAGUAUCUUUGUAAAAUUUAGAUAUCAAGUUUAAGAAUGUCGAGCGGGACCUUGUGGUUGGGUGGUAGUGGACGGCUUGAGAUGCAAACACAUUUCACGCGCUAUCACCCUGCUACAUAAAACUAAUAUCAUCUCCAACCCACCUCUCUUUCUAUCUCUAUAUUUUUCCUUAAAAUAGAGAAACUCUAUUAUAGAGGUGAAAAUGCUCCAAUGUAUACCUCUAUAAUAGAGUUCUUCUAUUUUUAGGAGAAAAUAUAGAGAUAUCCUAUUUUCACCCUUAAAUAUAGAGGUAAAAAGUAACUUUUUUCUAUAUUUUCUUCUAAAAUAGAGAAACUCUAUUAUAGAGGCAUACAUUGGAGCAUUUUCACUUUUAUAAUAGAAAUCUCUAUUUUAAAGGAAAUUAUAGAUGUGUACAUCAGAAAUGCUCUAAGUGAUAUUAUUCUGAUCAUCUAACGCGAAUAUGUGUCUAUGCUUUAGGAUUCAUUUGAAAGCCGUGGGAAAAAAAUCCAUUCGCGGACUUUGACUCCCCCAAAUUCAACCAGGUUAAAAAAAAAUUUAGCAAAAAAAAGUUUAAGAAUGUCAUACUAAACUUUUUUUAAAAUGUUAUACAUAUGCAGUAAUAUAUUAUUAAAUAUACGUAUAUUUUAAAUAUGUAUUCCUAAAUUCACAUUCAAGAAUGUAUAUUUAAAUAACCAUUUAUGAAAGUUUUUCUAAAUUUGUAAAGAUAUUAUACAUAUUUGUCAAUAUAUUUUUCAAUUUUAAGAAUAUAUUAUACUUAUUUUCGAAAUAUAUAACUAAAAUUUAGAAAGAUAUUUUACAUAUUUAGUAAGAUAUUCCUAAAAAAAUUGUUAGAAUAAUAGUUUCUUAGAAACAAAUUUAAUUGGAAAGCCAAAACUCUAACGACACAUCUAAAAUCAUAGCAUAAAACAAGAGUUUUUACAAAGCCUAAUAAUAUUUUCGUUAAGGAAACAAAUCUGAGAACACAAAGUUCACACGAUUCAAUAUAAUUAAAAGGCACAAUCUUGAAGAAAUGAAAAAAAGUGCAAUGUUGCUUGAGAAACGUGUUCCUCAAAUUCCAUUAAAGCUGAAACGGUUUUAGGCUAAGCAUUGAACACAAAGCAAAGAAAUAAAGAAAAUAUAUAAAAAAAAAAAAAAAAAAAAGCAAAACUUGCUGACGGACCAACAAAAAUUGCCGAAUCUCUGAAACCGACCCAUAAUCCCAAAAUCCCAAUCAUCACUUUCCUUUCCGUGUCACCCUCUUCCUCUCCCACGUUUCAUCUCCUCCCUUUAUGGGUUUUAACUUCCCCUCUCUUAUUCUUCUUCCGCUCUUCCAUUCAACUUCUCCCUACCUCUGAUCAACCACGAUGAGGCUUUACGUGUACGUCCUACAAGCGAAGGAUUUGCCUGUUCAAGAGACGUCCGUCGUGCUUCACGUUGGGAAACACAAGUCCAAGACGAGAGUUUCCAGAGGUACUUCCAAUCCGAUCUGGCAUGAGGAAUUCGUUUUCAGAGUUGGCGCUGUUGAUGAAGGUGACGAUGUUGUUGUAUCUGUUCUUCAUCAUGACCAAGAUCAUCAUCAUCAGUCUGAUGUCUCCACGGGUUUGAUUGGUAAAGUUCGGAUUCCGCUUUGUUCCGUCGCCGGUGAAGAGAAUCAGACGCUGUUGCCGACGUGGUUCGUCAUUGAAAAGCCCAGUGAUGGCAAGUUCGUUAACAUCGAAUGUGGGAAAAUCCUUCUCAGUAUGUCUUUGCAAGGGAAGUCUGAAAGUACCUCUGAUGAAAAAGUUCUCCCUUAUAAGCAGGAUGUGACCUUGGAGGCUGUUAAAGAAGUCCAAGGAUCUGCUAAAGAAGGGAAACGGCGUAAACACCAUGAUGGGAAGCACAUUAUGAAGAAUCUCGUCAACCAGAUUGACAAGCUUUUUCAUAAGAAAGAGGAAAUCUCUAAGAGACUCAACGAUGAGCCAGCAGGAGAUAGUGUAACCUCAAAUUAUGAGGACGCCACAGACAAAUCUUGCUCCUCUGCUGCUACUACUUGUACUAGCUUUGAAGAAGGCCUUGAUCUGAUGCAGUCUAGCGACGGAGAAAUAGAAGAAAUGCCUGAGAAUCUUGUUGGGGGAAUUCUUGUCGAUCAGAAAUAUUUAGUCUCACCUUCUGAUCUUAACAAAUUUCUCUUCUCGCCCAAUUCCCAGUUUAGGAAAGAGUUGGCUGAACUUCAAAGUUUAACCGAUGUACAGGAAGGGCCUUGGACAAUGAUUCAGGAAGAUAUUACUCCUCGUCUAACACGGCUUGUCACAUACAUGAGACCUGCAACAAAGUUGGUCAAAGCAGGAAAAGCUACAGAGAGUCAAGUUUACCGGAAAGCGAGUGGGAAUCAGUUUGCUGUUUUUGUAAGUGUAAGUACACCAGAUGUUCCUUAUGGAAACACCUUUAAAGUAGAGUUGCUUUACAAGAUUGAACCUGUAACGGAGCCAAACGCUGUUGGUGAAUCUUCUCGGCUGAUUAUAUCGUGGGGUAUUCAAUUCAGCCAAAGUACUAUAAUGAAAGGUAUGAUUGAAGGAGGUGCUAGGCAAGGGCUGAAAGAGAGUUUUGAGCAAUUUUCUGAUCUCUUGGCUAAGAAUUACAAAACUCUUGAUCCGGCUGUUGUAUUGGACAAGGAGCAGGUCAUAGCAACAGUGCAGUCAGAGCAAAAGACAGAUUUGAAAUCAGCUUUUCUAUACUUCUGGAGUUCCUCUGUCGUCUGUGCAGUUCUGUUGUCUGUGUAUGUUGUGGUACAUAUGCUUCACUGUGAGCCCAGCAAAAUCCAAGGAGUUGAAUUCUAUGGUCUUGAUUUACCUGAUAGUUUUGGGGAGCUGUUUUCUAGUGGGACACUAGUUCUUCUUUUGGAGCGUGUUUAUAUGAUGACAGUCCACUUUAUACAAGCUAGACUGCAUCGAGGAAGAGACCAAGGAGGCAAAGCUAAUGGUAAGGGAUGGAUUCUGACAAUAGCUCUAAUUAAGGGCACAAAUUUGGCUUCGGUGGAAGCAACAGAGCUCUUUGAUCCUUAUGUUGUUUUCACUUGCAAUGGGAAAACAAGAACAAGCUCUGUCAAACUUCAAGCACAGGAUCCUCAGUGGAAUGAGGUGAUCGAAUUUGAUGCAAUGGAGGAACCACCGUCAGUAUUAGAUGUUGAGGUAUUUGAUUUCGAUGGUCCAUUUGACCAGGGUGUCUCCCUUGGGCAUGCGGAGAUAAAUUUCCUGAAACUCACAGCGGAUGAACUUGCGGACUUGUGUGUUCCUUUAGUUGGUCAUCAUGCUCAAGCGUCUCAAUCAAAAUUACAGCUGAGAAUUUUUCUGGAAAACAAGAACGGUGUUGAAACAAUGAAGGAUUACUUGAGCAAGGUGGAAAAGGAAGUCGGAAAGAAGUUGAACAUUCGGUCGCCACAAAAGAACUCCGCUUUCCAGAAACUGUUUGGUUUGCCCCAUGAAGAGUUUCUUCUCAAAGAAUAUACAUGUUACUUGAAGAGAAAACUCCCUGUGCAGGGCAAGCUCUUUCUGUCGGCUAGAAUUGUGGCGUUCUAUUCUAAUAUAUUUGGACACAAGACAAAGUUUUACUUUCUCUGGGAAGAUAUGGAUGACAUCCAAGUGCUCCCCCCAACUCUUGCUUCCUUAGGUAGCCCUUUGCUGCUCAUUAUUCUGAAAAAGAACCGAGGUCUUGAUGCAAAGCAUGGGGCUAAAUCUCAGGAUGAGGAAGGAAGGCUUUGGUUCUAUUUCCAGUCAUUUGUCUCAUUUGAUGCGACUAGCAGGACAAUCAUGGCUUUGUGGAAAACGAGGACGUUAAGUGUUGAUCAAAGAGCACAUAUAGCAGAAGAAGAAUCAGAUGUGUCAGAUCCUUUCUUCUUGCCAGGAGAUGUUGCAGUUGUUUCAGAUGCCGAUCCGUUACAGAUGUCAAAGGUGUACGCAUGUGAUCUACCUGGCGAUGUAGAAUUAGUUAUGAAGAUCUUCGGUGGAGGAGAAAUGGAGCGUAAGAUCAUGGAGAAAUCUGGAUGUCUCAAUUACGCGAGCACAACAUGGGAGUCUAAAAAACCGGGGAUCUACGAAAGACGGGUUUCUUACAAAUACAAUCACACUGUCUCUGUGUUUGGGGGCGGAGUUACCUGCUCACAACAGAAAUCUACAGCUCCAAAUGAUGAAGGCUGGAUCUUAAAUGACAUUGUAGCUCUUCAUGAUGUUCCAUUUGGAGACAAUUUUCGCGUUCAUCUAAGGUAUGAAGUGAAAAAAGCAGGAGUUGAUUGUAAAACAAGCAAGUGUGAGGUCUACUUGAGGAUCCGGUGGCUGAAACCAAUAAAGUUUGAACAGAGGAUAAGCAAAAGUAUAAUGGAGAAGUUCAGGAAUCGAUUGAAGGUUAUAUUUGAUUUGUUCCAGAAAGAAUCUGUUGCAAAUUCGUCUUUGACACUUCUUUGACUAAAACUAUACUUUGUUUUUUAGUUUGUCGCCUUCACUCGUCUGUUCAUGUGACUCCCCUCCUGUGACACCAAAGUUUCUAAUGUAUAAACGAUUAGUAAGAAUGAAAAUAGCUAUAAGAACUCGAAUUUCCCA